CAAAGCGCGGUGGCCGGGAGCCCGCAGUGCGGAACCAGCGCCAACAUGGAUGGGGUCGACCUGUGGGCUAGUACCCUGGCCCAGCUGAUGGCCAUGAGAAAGCCGUUCGAUUCCUGGGAGCUGCUCCCUGACGAGGACCUGGUUGCAGGGCAGGUGGAGGGCAACGGCCACCAGUACCGGCUGAGGGGGCUUUCAAGGUUCGAGUGUGGCCACUGCCAGUGGGGCUGGGGCUCAGCCCACGUGCACAUCCUCUUCCACCUGUGGUGGAACGAGGGCCGGCACCUGGGUCUAGUGAAGAUGCGCAUCUGGGGCCAGCGCUGCCGCGUGUGUCCUCCUGAGGACGCGGGGCCCUGCCGGGUGAGCCUGCUCAAUGUCCGGCUCUUCCUGGGCAAGCUGGUGCUGUACAUCCUGCACAAGUGCUACGGGGAGGGCCCUGACGCCCAGUACCCCGAGGUCGGCUUCGGGGAGCACUGUGAGGCCUGUGACAAGGGUGUCUGCUUCUUCCUGAAGCCCCGGGACCCCGACUGGGGGCCGGAGGCCAAGCCACGCUCUGUGCAAGGCACGUACAAGCUGUUCAGUGAUGAAAACGGCUGGGACAGGCCCGGCCACCAGCAGCUGCUGGCCCUUGGCAGUGGGACACUGGUGGAGCGCAUCUGGGGCGACCCGCCCAACACCAUCCCACUCCCCUUCUCGGUGGCCGACUUCAUCAGGAGCCCACUGGUCAACUGCAACAACUUCAUCAACGAUGACGACAUCGUCACAGUCCCCUUCUCCCUGGAAGGGGUGGGCAGUGUCGGGGGGCCUUUUGCCUGUGCCCUCCCAGAGGGCAGCACCCUGGGCAAAGGCUCCAUCUACCUGCCCAACGCCAUGCAGCUGGGGAAAAGCCAGCACAUCGCCGUGACCAUCUGUGAGCCUGUGUUCCGGGGCCGUGGCAUCCUGUUCAACAGCCGGGCCCGCAACUUCAAGGGCUUCAUUUUCAAAGGUCACGGCGCUCUCACCAGCUCUGAUGGGACCGACAGUGGUCAGGGCCAGGCCAGGAGGCAACCACAGGGGAUGUCCUACAUUGUGGGGUUCAUGGACAGUGGGGAGGGCUCCGUCACCUUCCCCCUGUCCUUGGCCACCCUCGUCACGGGCAAAGACCCUUUCACCUACAACGAUGGCUCCGUCACCUUCCCCUUUAUCUACACGGACGACGCCUACAGCAAAGACACCCUUGAGGACCGAGCCAGGGGCAGGGGUGGGCGCAGGCGCCGGGGGGGCAGGGGGCGUGGGCCCCAGCCGGGUCCAGAGCAGAACGGUGAGCUCCCGGGGGCCUUGAACAAGGGCUCCGUCUCCCUACCGUUCUCCAUCUUCACCCUCAUCAAGCGCACGGGGCCGCAGAGCAGCCGCCUCUUCUACCGCUACUACCGCCGCCAGCAUCAGCGGAGGAGUCGGGGUGGCUCCUGGGGCUGGGAUCACCCCCACACCGACGACUACUGCUGCCUGGCUGGCUGCUGCGAGCCGACCUCUGAGUCCAAUGACGACUUCUGGAUCUGUGUCUCCACCAUCUUCUUCAUCCUUUGGGUCAUCUACCUGCACAAGACCAGCCCUGACCGCUACCUGGACGUGUGACUGGCCAGGCUCACUGCACAGUGCCCCUGGCCACAGCAGGCCACCCUCCCCCAGCCCCAGGCAAUUCUGUCCCCCAUAGAGACCCAUACCGCCCCCGCCCCUAACCAAGGCCCAUCCCCUGGCUCUUGUGGUGGUCUCCCUUGCUUCUCUGUCCAUAGGCAAUGACGUGAGGUCCUCUGCUGUGCGUCCAGCUGUGCAUGUUCCUGCUUCUCUGUAGGUUCCAAAGGUCAAUAAAGUGGUCACUAUGUGAA
Molecule: messenger RNA, 1862 nt
Organism: Sorex fumeus (smoky shrew)
Lineage: Eukaryota; Metazoa; Chordata; Mammalia; Eulipotyphla; Soricidae
Gene: RTP5
Product: receptor transporter protein 5 (putative)
Exons: 2
Coding region: 46-1611 (521 amino acids)
Biological process (GO): detection of chemical stimulus involved in sensory perception of bitter taste; protein insertion into membrane; protein targeting to membrane
Molecular function (GO): olfactory receptor binding
Source: RefSeq, a predicted model, not a curated record